AUGUCUACCAUUCAACAGAUCAAGAACUUCAUCCGCCACGGCAAACAAGCUCGCGUCGGUAAUUUUAGCGAAGAGCCGCAAAAGAAUGAAGCCUCUCAGUCGAUACCACAGCCACCCCCGGAGAAAACUGUAGCAACAGGUCCCGGCAGGAGGGUAGACGAGGCGAACCUGGCUCAAAUUGUCGCUGAAGAAAAUGCCAGCAAGGGAAAGUUCCCGAAAUACCCUGAUCUAGAUCGAUGGGAGCUCCUGGAGAAAAUGGGCGAUGGUGCCUUCAGCAAUGUUUAUCGUGCGCGCGAUCUGACCGGAGAGCAUGGUGAGGUUGCCAUCAAGGUCGUUCGCAAGUAUGAGAUGAAUCGUAUGCAACGCUCGAAUAUCUUGAAAGAGGUUCAGAUCAUGCGUCAGCUCGACCACCCCAACAUCGUCAAGCUCAUUGAAUUUUCCGAAUCCAAGCAGUACUACUACAUUGUGCUGGAGCUGGCUCCCGGUGGCGAGCUGUUCCACCAGAUCGUACGAUUGACCUACUUCAGCGAGGAGCUGUCUCGCCAUGUCAUCGUCCGAGUGGCCAGGGCGCUGGAGUACCUGCACGAGGAGAAGGGCGUUGUCCAUCGCGACAUCAAGCCUGAGAACAUCCUCUUCAACCCGGCACCCGUCAUUCCCUCCAAGCACCCAAAACCUAAGCAGCCAGGAGAUGAGGACAAGGUUGAUGAGGGCGAGUUCAUCCCUGGAUAUGGAGGUGGCGGCAUUGGCGAAAUCAAAAUUGCCGACUUUGGCCUCUCCAAGAUUGUGUGGGAAACACAAACCAUGACACCCUGCGGCACCGUUGGCUACACUGCACCCGAGAUCGUCAAGGAUGAGAGAUAUUCCAAGUCGGUUGAUAUGUGGGCACUUGGCUGUGUUCUCUACACGUUACUGUGUGGCUUCCCGCCUUUCUACGACGAAAGUAUUGAAGUUUUGACGGAAAAGGUUGCCAAGGGUCAAUACACCUUCCUGUCGCCUUGGUGGGACGGCAUCUCUUCAUCUGCCAAGGAUUUGAUCAGCCACCUAUUGACCGUGGACCCCGAGAAACGUUACACCAUCAGAGAGUUUCUUGCUCACCCAUGGAUCCAAGAAGUAGGACCGACCCCUAAAACGGAAAAGAGGCCCGAUAUGCCGCUCAAGCCAUUUGCAACCGCCCAAUUCGAAGAAGCUGGAAAGAAGUACGAUUUCCGAUCACCUGCAGCCGUCAAUCUCCGCGAAGUUUUCGAUGUCAGUUAUGCUGUUCAUCGUCAAGGAGAAGAGGAAAUGAGACGGGCCCAGAUUGGAGCACGAGCCGGAGGUGCUGGUCGACCUCUCGGCGGUCUUAACGAAGAAGACGAAGAUGAGGAGGAAGGAGAAGAAGAAAACGAUGCCGAUAACAUGGACAUCGAUAAGGAUACCAACAGCAAAACUCAGGCUCUAGAGCAGAGGAUGCAAAGGGCCAACAUCCAAGACCAUGAUAAUACUCAUACUCGUGGCCGCGAGCGAGAGCGAGCCACUAACGAAAGAGGCUAUGGGCAGCAUUCAGCGGCCGUGACCGCUGCUGCACGACAGCAAGUGCGCGAGCGACAGCGACAAAAGGGUGCAUUUGAGCUCAACCUUGACAACGCAACGCUGCUAGGCAAGCGAGGCAAGAAGAUUCCCGUCAUGGGAGCGUAG
Messenger RNA from Trichoderma atroviride IMI 206040, 1674 nucleotides. The record is from RefSeq and is a predicted model, not a curated record. NCBI's taxonomy places the organism in Eukaryota, Fungi, Ascomycota, Sordariomycetes, Hypocreales, Hypocreaceae.